Mustela erminea (ermine) is the source of this 690-nucleotide messenger RNA. Its product is annotated as platelet factor 4-like. Gene Ontology annotation, molecular function: CXCR chemokine receptor binding; chemokine activity. The transcript has 3 exons. Gene Ontology annotation, cellular component: extracellular region. The record is from RefSeq and is a predicted model, not a curated record. Gene Ontology annotation, biological process: inflammatory response; antimicrobial humoral immune response mediated by antimicrobial peptide; cellular response to lipopolysaccharide. NCBI's taxonomy places the organism in Eukaryota, Metazoa, Chordata, Mammalia, Carnivora, Mustelidae. Bases 16 to 552 code for a protein of 178 amino acids.
GCCCAGCCAAGACAGAUGACCUCAGGCUUCCUCCCCACCUCCCCCCUAAUCUUAGCUGGCCAGGGCCUAGCUCUUCCCAGAAGUAUCCCAGCUUCCCCAUCCUCCAACCCAAGCUUCCGGACCCUUGGGAUAAAACGGGCCUGGAGAGUCUUGGGAGCCACUGGCCUGCAGAAGCCCCAGCCCCGACUGCCUUGCACUCUGGGCUUCUGCUUGUUCCUGCUGGUCAUGAGCCUCAGAGCACGUUCCCGUGCCCCCAGCCCCUGCCUGGGCCGGGCGUUGCUGCUCCUGGGACUGCUGCUCCCGCCAGUGGUGGUCGCCCUCCCCACAGCCCCAGCGGACCUGGAGGAAGGAGACGAGGACCUGCGCUGCGUGUGUCUGAAGACCACCUCCCUAGUCCGCCCCAAGCACAUCAGCAGCCUGGAGGUCAUCGGUGUGUCAAGCUACUGUCCCACCCCCCAGAUGAUAGCUUCGCUGAAGGAUGGGAGGAAAAUAUGCCUGGACCCGAAUGCCGCUGUGUAUAAGAAAAUAAUUAGGAAGCUUUUGAAGAGCUAGUUACUGGCUGCCUGACCCUGUACCUUUUCGACAGAGCAUGUUUUUUUUAUUUUAGUUUUUCCAUGUUCAACCUAACUCUGGAAAAAUCUUCUGAAGUUUUUAUGAUACUUCAAAUUCUUAAUAAAUAAAAUAAAUCGA